This is a messenger RNA of Tribolium madens (black flour beetle), 1274 nucleotides long. It is a transcript of the gene Agpat1, whose product is annotated as 1-acyl-sn-glycerol-3-phosphate acyltransferase alpha. The coding region runs from base 119 to 1255 and encodes 378 amino acids. The transcript has 7 exons. The record is from RefSeq and is a predicted model, not a curated record. Gene Ontology annotation, molecular function: 1-acylglycerol-3-phosphate O-acyltransferase activity. Gene Ontology annotation, biological process: phosphatidic acid biosynthetic process. Lineage: Eukaryota; Metazoa; Arthropoda; Insecta; Coleoptera; Tenebrionidae. Gene Ontology annotation, cellular component: membrane; endoplasmic reticulum.
GUGCCGCGUAAAGUUCGACUUGAAUUGUUGUUUAUAAGUUGGAAAAAAAUCGAUUUACCCAUUUGUGGUAAUGUUUUAGUGUCUCGCAUCGGGUCAGUGUGGUGCUUCGCCCCCGAACAUGUACGCGUCUUACAGUGAAAUCCUCCUCGCCGUGUGUAUCCUAAUACUGCCCUUUUUGUACGAAUCUAGUCAUGUAUUCAGAUACCACCUAAAAUUCAUGCUUUACUACACAUUCGUGAUGAUAAAUUCCGUAUUCCUCAUCCCUGUGUUUGUAUUCAAGGCGAAAAACGUGCGAAACUUGCUCACGGCGUCGGCUAUCUGCCACCACAUUUCCACCCUUCUGGGGCUCAGAUGGAUUAUACGGGGGCGAGAGCACUUGGAGAAGGACCAGUCGUGUAUUAUCGUCGCCAAUCAUCAAAGUUCGAUAGAUAUUUUAGGGAUGUUCGAUGUGUGGCCGGUCAUGGAUAAGUGCACAGUUAUUGCGAAAAAGGAGCUUUUUUAUGCAUGGCCUUUUGGACUAGCUGCGUGGCUUUGUGGGUUGAUUUUUAUACCGAGAAUGAACAGUGAUAAGGCCAGGGUGUUAAUGAAUGACGCUGCAGAAGAGAUUAAGAAAGAUAAGAUCAAAUUAUGGGUAUUUCCUGAAGGCACACGUCGCAACACUGGUCAAAUACACCCGUUCAAAAAAGGGGCUUUUCACAUAGCAAUCUCGUCGAAAUUGCCGAUUUUACCGGUGGUUUUCAGUCAGUAUUAUUUCCUAGAUAAGGAAAAUAAAAGAUUCGAUCAUGGUAAAGUAAUUAUUACGGCAUUGCCGCCAAUUCCAACCGAAAAUUUAACACAUGACGAUUUAGAAGACCUCAUGGAACGAACACGAAACGUGAUGUCCACAGCAUUCCAUGAAGUUAAUAAAGAGUUGAAAGAGUCUCUCAUCAAGUUAUGGGUAUUUCCUGAAGGUACACGCCGCAACACCGGUCAAAUACACUCAUUCAAAAAAGGGGCUUUUCACACAGCAAUUUCGUCGAAAGUGCCGAUUUUACCGGUGGUUUUCAGUCAGUAUUAUUUCUUAGAUUCGAAAAAUAAAAGAUUCGAUCAUGGUAAAGUAAUUAUUACGGCAUUGCCGCCAAUUCCAACCGAAAAUUUAACACAUGACGAUUUAGAAGACCUCAUGGAACGAACACGAAACGUGAUGUCCACAGCAUUCCAUGAAGUUAAUAAAGAGUUGAAAGAGUCUCUCGUAAGACCGUUUUCUAGUCAAUAAUAAACCAAAAAUACCAAUU